Molecule: messenger RNA, 2013 nt
Organism: Fundulus heteroclitus (mummichog)
Lineage: Eukaryota; Metazoa; Chordata; Actinopteri; Cyprinodontiformes; Fundulidae
Product: photoreceptor outer segment membrane glycoprotein 2
Exons: 4
Coding region: 855-1937 (360 amino acids)
Biological process (GO): purine nucleobase biosynthetic process; visual perception
Cellular component (GO): membrane
Molecular function (GO): phosphoribosylamine-glycine ligase activity
Source: RefSeq, a predicted model, not a curated record
GUGAGGCCGGCCUUUCAGAAAUGCAGUGUUUGCUUCAUGGCUGAAACUGUGGCGGAUCGAACUUUUCCAGGAGAUACCAGCAGUCUGCUGUGAACCCGGAGCGGGAGCGUAGCGAUUAAAGCUGCUCUCCACGGUGGAAGAUCCCAGCUUCAGGUCAGACGUCCUCGCUGAGUCUUUGGAGUUGUGGAGAAACAGAAAUACCUCUUUAAGCUCCUUAUGACACCCUGCUGGCAGCGUCAAGCUCUCCUUCUCUUCCUCCAUCUUGGAGCCUUCCCAAAGACAAAGGCGACACCCACUCUGGACCUCUGACUGCGUCGGUUCCCUUGUGGACCAGAUGACCGAGCCGUGUCCUGAUAGAUUAUUCUCACAGCCGUUUCCUGAGCCGAAGUCACAUUUUUACGAGCAGCCGGGCAGAAAAGUGGAGUUCUUCUGUCCCGGUUCAAGAUGAAGACACAUCAUGUUGUCCUCUAGGCUGGAAAGGAUGGCUGUGUAGAAAGCAUGCAGAUUAAAGUGCUUCCUACUGGUGCCUUCAGCUAGGCUAAGCCUUCUUGACCUACAUUUAAGAAAUAUUGUUUUAUAAUUUAUUAAAAGCCACUGCCUUAAAAACUGUAAUAAAGGAGGAACCUUUCUUCCACUGGAAGGAAACACAUGAAGCAACAUCUAAUUAGCUCAAAACUUUAGACUACUUCCUGGCAAACAAAAUACUCAGAAGUAGCUGUUAUGUUUUUGAUGCUGGAGAUGCACAUGAUCAAACCCCAAGUGGUAGUUUUUGGUUCUGCAGCCCAGAGGCCCGCUUGGAUUUGACCAUGUUGGGUUCCUCCUGGACGUAGGUCCCUCUCAACCAGAGGGCCGACAUGGCAGUCGGUAAGAUCACCUUCACCAAGACCGAAAGGGAGAAACUAGCUGAAGUCCUCUGGCUGCUCAACUGGAUCUCUGUCGUGACCGGAGCCAUUCUCUUCGGACUGGGCCUGUUUCUCAAAAUAGAGAUCCAGAAGUGGCAGGAAGUGAUGUCAGAGCAGGGCAUUCUCUACGUGCCACACAUGCUGAUCACCACAGGACUGGCGGCCUGCGGCAUCAACUACCUCGGCAGUAAGAUCUGCCUGGACUGCGCCGACACCAACAAGUUCCUGCGCUGGAAGCUGGUGAUGAUGCCGUACAUCGUUUGCACCUUCUUCUUUACCGCCUGUGUCCUGGCGGGGGCGCUCAUGUGCUACAGCGUCCGCAGUCAGCUGGAGGAGUCCCUGUACCUGGGCCUGAGGAACACAAUGCGCUUCUAUAAGGACACGGACACACCUGGCCGCUGUUACCUGAAGAAAACCCUGGACCUGCUGCAGAUCCAGUUCCAGUGCUGCGGCAACGCCGACUACCGAGACUGGUUUCAGAUUCAGUGGGUCAGCAACCGCUACCUCGACAUGACCGACAGUGCUGUGGUGGACCGUGUGAGGAGCAACGUGGACGGGAAGUACCUGAUGGACAGCGUUCCCUUCAGCUGCUGCAGCACUUUGUCCUCCAGACCCUGCAUCCAGCACAACCUCAGCAACCCUGCAGCCCACGCACACUACGACGAGCAGAGCCAGCAGCUGAACCUGUGGAGGAGAGGCUGCCAACAGGCCCUGCUGGACCACUACACCGGGAUCAUGCAGUCCAUCGGCCUCACAGUGCUGCUCAUAUGGCUCUUUGAGCUGCUGGUUCUGACCGGAGUCCGGUACCUGCAGACCGCCAUGGAGAACGUCAUCCGGCUCGGUGACCCAGAGUCGGAGUCGGAGGGCUGGAUCCUGGAGAACAGCCUGGCAGAAACAGCCUGCUACAACUUCAACAUCAUCAAGAACCUGGGAAAGUGUUACCAGGUGGACGACGACCCGAACAUCAACGUCCCGACGGCGGCUGCGGACCGGGAGGUUCCGUCGCACCAAGUCCGGGUCAACGUGACCAGCUGACACCCUGGUUCUGAACUGAUGUGGAGGAAACAGCAUCAAAACGUUCUGCCUUCAGACAAAAAAAGUUAAACAAAGA